Exophiala viscosa is the source of this 1413-nucleotide messenger RNA. Its product is annotated as MFS transporter. NCBI's taxonomy places the organism in Eukaryota, Fungi, Ascomycota, Eurotiomycetes, Chaetothyriales, Herpotrichiellaceae. The transcript has 5 exons. Gene Ontology annotation, biological process: transmembrane transport. The record is from RefSeq and is a predicted model, not a curated record. The coding region runs from base 1 to 1413 and encodes 470 amino acids. Gene Ontology annotation, cellular component: membrane. Gene Ontology annotation, molecular function: transmembrane transporter activity.
AUGUCCCAGACGCUAACAAUAUCUCGGCCUGAGAACGCGGCGUCACCAACUCCGGAGACAUUCGAACUCAGCCUCAAAACGCCCGGGAGGUCUCUCCGCGAGCUAUCACGUCGCGUCGUCGGUUCCUCGUCAAUCCCUCAAGGCACUCUGUCCGAUGAAGAGGACAAUGUCCACCGGGACGCUGCUGCUGUCCCUCCCGACAAUGCCCAGCCAGUCGCUCAGCGUUGGAACAGGCCCAGAGGGAAUAUACCACGCCUUGUAUUCGCAUCCUGGUCAUUCGUCAUUGCCGGCCUCAAUGAUGCUGCUACUGGUGCUCUCAUUCCCUAUCUCGAACAAUACUAUUCCCUGAAUUACACCAUAAUCUCACUCAUUUUCUUGACGCCCUUCGCCGGCUACUCCCUCGCAGCUUUCACUAACGCCAGCAUCCACAUGAAACUCGGCCAGCGUGGUAUCGCAAUCAUGGCUCCCAUAUGCCACAUCGUGACCUACUCCAUUCUCGCCGCACAUCCACCUUUUCCAGCCCUUGUCAUCGUCAACGCCCUCUCCGGUUUCGGCAACGGCCUUGAGGACGCCUGUUUCUGCGCCUGGGUAGGCGUCAUGGACAACCCCAACGCCGUCCAGGGGGUCAUGCACUCCUGCUAUUCGAUUGGAGCACUGUUCGCACCCCUAAUCGCAACAUCAAUGGUCGUUGGUGCCAACAUGCCCUGGUACAAUUUCUACUAUGUCAUGAUUGGCGUUUCGGUCCUCGAACUCCUCGGUCUGAGUAUCACAUUCUGGCACAAGACAGGUGAAGUGUACCAAAUCGAACAUCCACGCGAAGACAACGCUACGGGUGGUCGCACUAGAGAAGCCCUCAAGUCGAAAAGUACUUGGAUUUGUUCCGCCUUUUUCUUCAUAUACAUGGGCAUCGAAGUUGGCCUAGGAGGCUGGAUCGUCACAUUCAUGCUACGCGUCCGCUCCGCAUCACGCGCCGCCUCGGGGUACUCAGGCACAGGAUUCUGGGCAGGCAUGGCUCUCGGCCGCGCCACACUAGGUUUUGUGACCGAACGCUUUGGCGAACGUCUCUGCAUCACGAUAUACUUGGCAUUCUGCAUGGCGCUGCAACUCAUAUUCUGGCUUGUGCCGCGGUUCAUCGUGUCCGCUGUGGCUGUUGCGUUCUUGGGGUUCUUUCUCGGGCCCAUGUUCCCCGGUUGUGUGAUGAUGGGAGCAAAGCUGCUGCCCAAGCACAUUCACGUCAGUGGCAUUGGGUUCGCUAUGGCUAUUGGUGGGACUGGAGGGACGGUGUUUCCAUUUGCCAUUGGCGCCAUCGCCGCGAAGAAGGGCGUAGAGGUCUUGCAGCCGGUCAUACUGGCACUGAUCGUGGUGUUGGUUGGGAUAUGGUUGAGUUUCCCGCGGGUGAAGAAGAGAGACUAG